Messenger RNA from Acaulospora colombiana, 498 nucleotides. The record is from the annotation of a GenBank genome assembly. Lineage: Eukaryota; Fungi; Glomeromycota; Glomeromycetes; Diversisporales; Acaulosporaceae.
AUGGCAGAAGUAACUCUUAGGAUUGGUAUAAUGUCGGCCAGAGAGCUGGCACCAGCCGAUAAGGACGGUUUUUCUGAUCCAUAUGCCGUUAUCCGAAUAGCGAACAAAAAGUACGAAACCGAAAUACAAAAAAAAACCUUGAACCCAAUUUGGAAUAAAUUUUUUGAUGUAAAAAUAUCAGAAAAUAAUGUGCCUCCUCAUGUAACCAUUACCGUGUGGGAUCACGAUCGUUUUGGUCGUGAUUUUCUGGGUGAGGUGACCAUUCCGAUUAAACAAGUGUUUGCCAGGAAUAAUGGUGGACUAAAUGAUGGUUGUCCUAGGACUUAUGAUGAUCAUGAAAAUCUGCCGGCUGCCUACACGCUACAGAAGCGAAGUGCGAAGAAUGAUGUUAGAGGUGAUGUUGUUUUGAAGUUCGGCAUUAUCGACGCAAACAACAGAUCAUUGGAAGAAUUAAGUUAUUUAUGGGAAAAUUUGACUAAUCAUGUUAAUAAAGGUUAA